AUGACUGCUGAAGUUAAGGUUGAUUUGAAAGAAUACCAGAGAAACGCUCUGAGAGAUCUGAAGAGGAAGCUUGAGGAAGCCAUUGUUGAAAACACUAGCUUCGAGAAAAAGAGAGAGCGAGAGAUCCCUGUGAAGGGGGAGAAGGAGAAGAAAACUAAGGACACGGCGGAAAAUUACAUCGAGACAUUAAGAGUGCCGUUGCUUCCAAGCAAAGGAGCUCAAGGCACGGAUGUAUGCCUCUUGGGAGCAAGAGACUUCAAAGUCAUAUGGAGCAAUCUAAAAACGAAGCUUGAGGAAGCCAUUCUUGGAGAUAUUGUCUUCAAGAAUUCGAGAGAGUUCCAUGAGGAUAUCGAGCUAUGGGGAGUGCCAUUGCUUCCAAGCAAAGGAGCUGAAGGCACAGACGUAAUCCUCUUGAAGUUCUUGAGAACAAGAGAGUUCAAAGUCAACGAAGCUUUAGAGAUGCUGAAGAAAACCCUCAAGUGGAGAAAACACCACAUGGUUGAUUCGGUCCUUGGAGAAGAUUUUGGUAAGGAUCUUGCCUCUGCCGCUUACAAAGACGGCGUGGACCGUGAACACCGCCCAGUUUGUUACAAUGUUCACGAAUUUUUUGAGAACAAGGAGCUUUACAAGAAGACAUAUGGAUCGGAGGAGAGCAAAGAGAAGUUACUGAGAUGGAGGUGUCAGCUGCUGGAGAAGGGAAUCAAGAAGCUUGAGCUGAAACCAGGAGGUGUUACCACCCUUCUCCAGAUCCACGACCUUAAGCACGCUUGUGGAUUUUCAACAGAGGACCUUAUAAACGCAGUCAUAGCUUUGCAGGAAAAUUACCCCGGAUUCGUAUCAAGACAUGUUUUCAUAAACGCUCCGUUCUUGUUUUGUACCUUAAUGUCACUCAUCUCGCCAUUCUUAGUGCAACGAACCAAGAGCAAGAUUGUUGUUGCUCGCCCAGCUGAUGUCACAGAAACCCUUCUCAAGUAUAUUACAGCGGAGCAGAUCCCUUUUAAGUACGGUGGAUUCAGAAGAGAGGAUGAUACAGAAUUCUCCCUAGAAGCUGUUUCUGAACUUGUCGUUGCGCCUGGAUCAACUGAAACCAUCGAAAUCCUUGCUCCUGAGGCUCAAGGAAGAUUGGUUUGGGAUAUUGCGGUUUUGGGAUGGGACGUGAAUUACAAGGAAGAGUUUGAGCCAACAGAUGAAAGAGCUUACACGAUAAUAGUUAAAAAGGAGAAGACAAUCGCAUCAAAUGAAGGACCGAUGAGGAACAGUUUCAAGAACAAAGAGUCUGGUAAGAUUGUUCUUACCGUUGAGAAUGUAUCCAGCAAUUUCCCUCUCCUCGGAUCUCAGCAUCUGAUGGCGGCAGAUGUUUUGGCCGUGGUUGGUGAAGCCAUGGUGUUUCAGACACUUGUUUGGCAGAACUGUCCAUUGAGACCGCCACUUGCGGUGGAGAAGAUACCAGCGAAUGUGGCGGCCGGAUCGUUGACGAUGACCGAGAGAAUAGUAAGAGCUGAAGCGUGA
Molecule: messenger RNA, 1509 nt
Organism: Microthlaspi erraticum
Lineage: Eukaryota; Viridiplantae; Streptophyta; Magnoliopsida; Brassicales; Brassicaceae
Source: the annotation of a GenBank genome assembly